ACUCCCGCGCGCACUCUGCGGCCUGAGCGGCUGUGGAUUCCCCUCCAAGUGGAGGAGGAUGGGCAAGCUGGGGAUCCUGGGGCAAAUCCCUGCUGUCAUCAGCAUCUGCCACAGUAGGUCAUGGACUGACAGCAGUCAAGGAAAAAGCAGGGGCCACUCUACGGAUUCACAGUGUAAAUUCUGGGUCUUCCGAAGGGGCCCAACCAGAUACUGAAAACGGGGUCCCUGAAAUAACAGGUGCGGCCACAGAUCAGGGCUCUGCAGAAAGCCCACCCACUUCCCCUUCAUCAGCCUCUCGGGGGAUGCUGUCCGCCAUCACCAACGUGGUUCAAAACACAGGUAAAAGCGUCUUAACUGGAGGUCUUGAUGCGUUGGAAUUCAUCGGCAAGAAAACCAUGAAUGUCCUUGCAGAAAGUGACCCAGGCUUUAAGCGGACCAAGACGCUCAUGGAGAGAACCGUUUCCUUGUCUCAGAUGUUAAGGGAAGCUAAGGAGAAAGAGAAGCAGAGACUGGCACAGCAGCUCACAGUGGAGAGAACUGCGCACUAUGGAAUGCUGUUUGAUGAAUACCAAGGUUUAUCACACCUGGAAGCCCUGGAAAUUCUGUCCAAUGAAAGUGAAAGCAAGAUUCAGUCAUUUUUAGCAUCACUUGAUGGAGAGAUGCUGGAACUCUUAAAAAAUGACCUAAUUUCCAUUAAAGACGUCUUUGCAGCCAAAGAAUUAGAGAAUGAAGAAAAUCAAGAAGAACAAGGCUUAGAAGAAAAGGGAGAAGAAUUUGCUCGCAUGCUUACAGAGCUUCUCUUUGAAUUACAUGUGGCGGCCACACCUGACAAACUCAAUAAGGCCAUGAGGAAGGCUCAUGACUGGGUGGAAAAGGAUCAGACUGUGGUGUCGGUAGAUGUGGCAAAAGAGUCAGAGGAGGAAACAAAGAAGGAAGAAAAGGAAGAGAAACCUCACGACCCUCAAGAAGACAAAAAGGAAGAAAAGAGAACUAAGACCAUAGAGGAAGUAUACAUGUUGUCCAUCGAAAGUCUGGCAGAGGUAACAGCGCGCUGUAUCGAGCAGCUUCAUAAAGUAGCAGAAUUAAUUCUUCAUGGACAAGAAGAGGAAAAACCAGCUCUGGACCAAGCAAAAGUUCUAAUAAAAUUAACUACUGCAAUGUGCAAUGAAGUGGCCUCCUUAUCAAAGAAGUUUACGAGUUCUUUAACCACUGUUGGGGUCCUCAGCAAUAGAGCUUCACUGUAUACAAGCAGCAUGACAAGAGAGGUAGAAGCUCAUUGAUAACAUAGACUGGAUAAAAUGCAUUUGCGCCCUCAGCGUGGUCCAAGUUACCUGAUGUCCAUGGACUUUGAUAUAAACACUAGGCUUGCAGAGAGGUGCGAGGUCUUAAGAUGGAAUAGCCUUGGUGACUCCAGUUCCUAAGGCUCUAGUGCACCCUCUUGUCACCCUUCUCACAGUUUACCAGGUGAGGAAACUGAGGCCCAGAAGGGUGAAUUGAGUCCCCCAAGCCUCUUAGAAGAGCUCUUAAUUCCCAGUCGGUUAUUCAACAGAUUCAUCAGACAGAGACCAACGCUUUGGUUCUCUGGGUUUGUUUAGGCUUGAGAACGUAACUGUGUGCAUGUUUGUGUGUAUUAUAUUUUGCAUAAUAUUGUUAAAUAUUAAUGUAUCUACAUGAGUGGGUAGUAUUCAUGGUAUUGUUUUCCAUUCCUUUUCGCAUGGUUUAUCCCAGCACAGCAUCUCAAACCUCAAGGUGCACAUGGAUCACCUGGAGAUGUUGUUAAAAUGAAGAUCUUUAUUCAGUAGAGGCUGAGAUUCUGUAUUUCUAGUAAGCAGUCAGGUGAUGACAGUGGUCUUGAUCCAUGGUCCAUAUUUUAUGUAGUAAGGUGCUAGCAGGUGGCCAUGCACUUGACCUUAUAUAUAUUUAUGUAUACACGCACACGUACAAGUGUUUGCAAGAACAAAAUUAGGAGCACACAGGUUAUUUUGGGGAAGAAAAAUCUGAAUCUAAAACAGAAUUUAGAAAUGCCCUCUCACCACAACAAUACCUCUGAUCUUGUGCUGUGAUGAAUCAUUUAUAUCAAUUCAGUGUUUCUGUUCUCUGAAACAGCCAUUAUUCAUAACUUGAAGUUAAUGAGUGUUUAUUGCUCUCUAGACUCUAUUUAAAUUGCUUGCAUACCUCAUUGAUUCUGAAAACCAAUGUCAUCUUAUUGCCCUCAUUUGAUUAUAUUUUAGAGGUUUAUUGAUAAUCAAAUAAACAUGAAAGCAAAUACCA
Messenger RNA from Saimiri boliviensis boliviensis (Bolivian squirrel monkey), 2271 nucleotides. NCBI's taxonomy places the organism in Eukaryota, Metazoa, Chordata, Mammalia, Primates, Cebidae. The record is from RefSeq and is a predicted model, not a curated record.